UAUCUCCACCUUUUUCUCAUGGUUUUCUUCUCAGAGGGGAGGGGGCAGAGAAAGGCGAGGUUCUCUUGUCACAUCUGUCAGUCAGCCGGCCUGUGCCCCGCCCACCUCUGAGGAGGCAUUACAUACUGCUGCUGCUCCUGCUCUUAGCAACCGUGCCUCAGCAACAGAGCCACGGCAACAGAGCUCCACGGCAACAGCGUGCCGUGUCUCCCCAAUGGAGCUGCCGUUGGGCGGACCAGCGCUUAGGCACUACACCCAAAGCAGACCAAGACCUCACCGACAAAAACUGAACUACCGCCCCAGCAGACCGCAGGAGACUAUAAUAGAGAGUGAAAAUGAAGUCCUUGAGCACAUGGGAAGGGUGGAUGAAGGUGUCGAGGAGUUCUUUACUAAGAGAGUACUUCCUACUGAUACACUGAAAACACAAGAUGAGGAAACUAUCACAGUGCAUGAGGUGGCUCCUGCAAGCUCUGUACCUUGUCCACCCCAGACCAAAACACUCAGGAGGAAGCUUGGCGAUUUUUUUACGCUCAAAAAGAGACGAGGUCUGAAGUCAGAAACGAGCCAUGACGGGCGUCCCAAAAAGACCUCCAUCACUGAUCUCAUCCGCCCGCUCCGGGAGGCCGCUAGAGCCGAGAAAGACAAAGACAAAGAAAGAGUCAAGGAGCACGACAAGGAGAAUGAAAAGGAGAAAGCGAAAGAGAAUCCAAGCGCUGGAGAGUCAGCUGUUCAGGAGACACCUGUUUCUGGUGCCCCAACGCUGAGAGGUGAAGGGGUGCCUCCCCGUCGAGCUCUCAGAGAGGGGAAGUCCCAGUCUCUCAUUCUGCUGUCUGGAUCAGCAGCAGCAGGGACUCCUUAUGGCAGAAAUACUGGAAAGAAACAGUUGGAGGGCCAACAUAGCUUUGAACAGAAACUCCAUCUCAUGCUUCAACGUAUUGGAGUUUCCAAAGUCCCGCCAGGAGAGACACAGAAUCAGGAGGGAGAGAUGAAAAAAGCAGAAUCCGAGGGAACUAUCAUUGACAGUAAGCCGGAGCCACCACCUACGUUCACAAAACCUCGAACCAUGUCUGCAUCGUCAGAUACGAGGCAUCAAAUGCGUCCAAGUGUGUCAGCACAUGAGUCAGCUGGGAAACCCGCUUUGCUCCCAAAGCCAGUUAUCAAACCAGGUCCCCCACCCUCAACAUCUGGACGCAACACACCUGAGAACGAGCUCGCCCAAAUACAGGAGGCAGAGACAAAUACACCCACUAAACUGAGUCCGGCUACAUCUACCCCUGCUACCCCUGAUAUCAAUGCUAUCACCACCACCACCACCACACCUACUGUACCGACAAUCUCAAACGCAGUCCCCAACUCAACCGAUUCUAUGAUUUCUUCUUCAAGUAGUGUAGCGUCCUCAGACACAUACAAAUGCACCGACUCUGUUAACCCUCCUGCAGAAGCUACAACACCCACUAAUGUAACAGAGCUUGACAGCAAACAGCUUAUCCCUGAAUCUGAGGCUAACACCCCUGAAAAACCCACUUCUACCAGCACGACUACACCCACAGAGCCUCCCACUACUGUCUCAAUUACUUCCAUUUCCUCUGAGCCCAUUAGUCCAAGACUCUCCAUCACUUCCAGCUCAACGACCAGAACUACACCUUCCAUAUCCACCUUGGAAACUGUGUCUGCUCCCAGCAACAAAAUUCAAGUUUCCAUAGCAUCAACAAAUCUGCAAACUGAAUCAAGCAUUUGCUCUGCUGAUGCUACACCUGGUGUUGGUGUUGAUGCAGCUGUUUCUGUCAACAACACUGCUUCGUCACCCUCCACCUGCACAUCAGAUUCACAAUCAGUCUUUUCUACUAACAACAAUCUAAUUACUGAAGCUCGUGGUGAUACCACUUCAGCCACCUCAGCUAGCUGUGUAACGGUAGCUUCACCAGUCACUAAAACAUCUCCGCCUCCUGACCCAAUUGAUGCCAUCGCAUCUCCAUUUUCACCUGACACCCCCAUUUCCUCUUCCUCCACCCUGAUCCCUUCUGACCUUUCACUCACCACCACAACCACCACCACUGCAAGCCCAACAUCCACCGACUGCAUUGACUCUACUUCUACCAUUCCUCAUCCAACCACAUCUAGCCCUGCUGAUAUGUCUAUUCCCUCCACGUCAUCCAGUGAAACAAACCCCACAGACACCACCACCACCACAACCAGUACUGUAAAACGUUCAGAUUCCACUUCCACCACCAGUUCAGCAAAUGCUGCUGCUAUUAGUUCUCCACCUACGACUGACUCAGACCAACCUUACACCAUCAGUGUAAGCACUACCCUCACGCCAACUAUCUCUGACCUCUCCACGACUGAUAACUCAAGUGCUGCUUUUCACCAUCUGACCACUCCAGCUCCUUCUAAAGAAAGUCCAGGCCCAGAUACAGAUUUACAGAAAUCUCCUGAAGACAGAGCCAGUGUAGAGCCUGCAGAGAAGGACUCAGAUGAGGUGCUUAAGACGGUACAAAAGAGCAAUGGAACUGAGAUGGAUGAGAGCGAGACAGUUGAUGAUGCAGAGGAAAGCAAGGAGGAAAAUGAAGAAGUGCAGGAACAAGCUGCGAAACCUGAGGAGGACACAAUACAAACAGAAGUAGUAAUGGCUAAGCCUGCACCAGGAAAAGAUGUUGAUGAGGUGCUGAUAGAAGGUGAAAAACAAGAAGAAACCAAGUCUGAGGCUGAGAAGUAAUUCAAAAACCAUGAUGUUGCUAAAAACGGGACCAACUACUGUGACGGGCAGGACAGACCACAGUAAAGGGAAAAUGAGUGGAAAAGAUCCAUGGCACUUCCUACAGGGACCACCACAUUACAGCAGCACACCACAAAGGGUGGGCCACUGGACCAAAGAACUGAGAUCCCUUUGGUGUUAUGUAAUCAACAAAUCCAGCAGUGUCUUUGUCCUUUUUUAACCUAUGUUUGAAUUUUUGCAUUGCACGUAUGAUUAUGUACCAUAUGACAACUACACCAUGUUUACAAUAGAUGGAUAAGAGACAUAGUUAUGAAUAUUAAAUGGAUUAUUGAAUUGA
Molecule: messenger RNA, 3053 nt
Organism: Labrus bergylta (ballan wrasse)
Lineage: Eukaryota; Metazoa; Chordata; Actinopteri; Labriformes; Labridae
Source: RefSeq, a predicted model, not a curated record